AUGGCCAACUCUUUGAUCUACAGCCCCAAGGCAGCCCGGGGCGUCUUCGACUCGGACAAGCCCCUGCCCAUGACGCCCGAGGAGGUCACCGCCGAGUGGCUCUCGGACGUCUUGGCCGUGGCCGUCAAAGACUUCACCAUGACGAGCGUUAGCCACGGCACCGCGUCCAAGCUGUUCGUAGACCUGGUCUUCGCCGACGGCGUGGAGACGGACAUCCCCAAGAGCGUCUGCGUCAAGGGCGGCUUCAACCCCGUCAUCCGCGAGCACUUCCCGGAGAUGUGGGCCACGUACCGCCGCGAGGCCGAGUUCUACUACCACAUUGCCCCCGUCAUCCACAUGCUGCUGCCGCGGAUCUGGUUCUGCGGCACCGACACCGUCAACGGCCAGGGCGUCGUCAUCAUGUCCAACGUCGCCCACGAGUGCUCCUUCGGCACGCCGCUGGAGCCCUGGACGCCCAGCCGCGUUGGCGAUGCCCUCAAGCAGCUGGCCAGUCUGCACGGCAAGACGUGGAACAGCGAGGAGGCCAAGUUCCCCUGGCUGUUUGGCAAGGACGGCGAGAAGUUGGCCAACCCCGUGCGGAAUAUUGUUCUCGCCCUGUUGAAGCCCGAGCCCUGGGGUGCUCGCUUCGACGAGAAGAUCCGUCCCCCGGUGGCUGAGGUUCUCCUGGACCGAGAGCGUAUCCAGAGAGGCUUUGAGGCUUUAUGGAAGCAUGCUGACUCGGACAUGCGCUUCUACUCACUGAUCCACGGCGACGACCACGUCGGCAACACGCUCAUCGCCAACAACGGCACGCCUGGCUUCAUCGACUGGCAGGGUCUCCAAUACGGUCCAGCUCUUCUUGACCUGGUCUACUUCCUCACCGGCGCGCUGUCCGUCGAGGACCGCCGCAGCAGCGAGGGCGAGCUGGUUGACACGUACCUGGAGGCGCUCCACGCCGAGGGAGGUCCCAAGCUGUCGCGAGAGGACGUGUGGGAUGACUACCGCCGCUACGCCAUGCAGGGCUUCCUGUGGGCGAUGACUCCGCAGGCUAUGCAGCCGGACGAGAUUGUCUUUGCCAUCAGCGAGCGGUACUCGACGGCUAUUGUCGACCACAAGACUCUGGAGCUCCUGGGAGUUUAG
Molecule: messenger RNA, 1119 nt
Organism: Ilyonectria robusta
Lineage: Eukaryota; Fungi; Ascomycota; Sordariomycetes; Hypocreales; Nectriaceae
Product: kinase-like domain-containing protein
Exons: 1
Coding region: 1-1119 (372 amino acids)
Source: RefSeq, a predicted model, not a curated record